Messenger RNA from Trematosphaeria pertusa, 573 nucleotides. RefSeq lists its product as uncharacterized. The transcript has a single exon. The annotation marks the transcript as partial. NCBI's taxonomy places the organism in Eukaryota, Fungi, Ascomycota, Dothideomycetes, Pleosporales, Trematosphaeriaceae. The record is from RefSeq and is a predicted model, not a curated record.
UCACCCCUCUUCCUCGUCCCCAUCGAGCUCCGCCUCCUGAUAUACGAGCAUGUCUUUACCUCAGCGCCGCCGUCCGCCGAAUUCGCGCCCCUGCCCAGGUCCUCCUUCGCCCUCGAGCCGCUUCUUACCUGCCGGGACAUCUACAAGGAAGCGAGGCUGAUAGCGUUUGCCUGCGCUGUUCACAACCUCAAUUGGCUUCGGGCGUCGAGCUGCUUGCGCGGUCUGCGCAUGCUUGAGCCCGCUCAGCAUGCCCACAUCCGCCAUGUCGCCCUCACCGUGUCGACCGCCAGCCUGUACGACAGACUUCUUCCGUUCCGCAAGCACUUCGAUCACAGCCGACCGCCGCACCUCUCCCUCGAGUCCAUUACCAUCAUACUAGAUCUACCCGAUACUGCAACACCAGAGGCGCAGGAGAGGAGGGUUCAAGAACAGGAUAUGGUCCUCGUUUCGAUUUGGUAUUUUAAGAACGUUAGAAGGGUCAUCCUCCUGAAUAUGCUACACAGGGAGACAAUGACGCACCCCCUUGGUGCCCAUGGAGAGUGGACGUGUAUGGAUGAUGAAGGCCCACUCCCG